CGCCGCGAGUCUCGGGGUGGUGUCGGUGGCGGCGGCGGAGGGCAUGGUGCGCUCGCUCAACUCCAUCGUGGCCGUGUGCCAGAACAUGGGCAUCGGGAAGGACGGCACCCUGCCCUGGCCGCCGCUGAGGAACGAGUACAAGUACUUCCAGAGAAUGACCACCACGUCCCAUGUGAAAGGUAAACAGAAUGCACUGAUAAUGGGUAAAAAAACCUGGUUCUCCAUUCCUGAGAAGCAUCGUCCUUUAAAAGACAGAAUUAAUAUAGUGCUCAGCAGGGAGCUCAAGGAAACCCCAAAAGGAGCACAUUAUCUUUCCAAAAGUCUGGAUGAUGCCUUAGCUCUUCUGGAUUCACCGGAAUUAAAGAGUAAAGUAGACAUGGUGUGGAUCAUUGGAGGCACUUCGGUUUAUAAGGUAUGCAGGAAAUAUACUCCACUUCUUGUCUGGCACUUGGACUUCAGGUGUGUGAUGAAAGUGCCAUUCUGCUCCUGGUAGCAAAUUAGACUGUUAAUAUUUUUUUGUAUAUAGGGUGAGAAAAUACAUGUUUGAGUAUUUCUUGCCUUUCUUGCAGUUUGUGCCUUUUGUGAAUCUCUUCUCUGCGUCUUAGGGAAUAUACGUUUUGGAAAAAAAAAUUUAAAAAGAAUUAGUAAUUACGGUUGUACAAAAAAAAUCAUGCAUAUGCAAAUAGCCCGUAAAAGACUGUUGUUGCUCCACCUAUUUUUUUUCAUUUAUCUAUGUCUUAUAGUCAAUUUCAUAUGUGGUGAAGCCCACCAUGCAUUUGAUGUCCAAAUGCACUCAGUCUAUAAUCAAGUAUUAUAUAGCAAUAAAUUGUCCUUCACUCUCAACCAUUAAAAUGCCUGCUUCCUGGUAAUAAGUGGCAAGUUUAUUUCUGGAGAUAGAUUCUCUUCACAUUGGGCAUAAUUGCCCAUCAUGAGCAAGAGACCGGAUUUGGCUUCUGUAUGUAAUUCUGCCUGAUGCAUAAUGUGAGCAGAAGCAUUUACUCCUUCUGUACAUUAGCCACUUAUUCAUCUAGUGCUGUAAAAAAACGAUAAUUUUUGCUUGUUCAUAGAGGAAAUUCUAUGUUGUUGGCUUUUAAUUUAACUAUUUUUCUAGUGUCUGGCUGAUAGAAAACAACGCCAUUUUUGAUACCAUUACUAACCAUUAGUUUUAUUAUAAAUAGGCAGUUUUGAUCAAGACUACUUUUACAACAUAUUGCUGUGCUGAUCAGCAGAAGGAAUGUGGUUUAAAAUUUCAGCUGUUUUCCCUCUUUCAAGUGUCUACUCAGGAUGUUUCAAAAGAAUUUGUAAUUCAUUCGGGAAAAAUCUUAAGUUUUAUACAGAUUCCUGCAUCCAAACUAUCUUUGUGAUCUUAUUUGAAAGGGUUUGAUGGAAACCAUACACUUCUAUUGAAACAGCAGGUAAUAUUUUAGUGCUUGUAUUGAAGAUACACAAUGGAUUGCUGGAAUAUUUCCAUUCUACCAUGUAGAGAAGCGUGGGAAGUAAAAAUACUAAUUGGUAAUUGAAGUGAAUCAUUUUAUUCAGUAAUUGUAGGUACUUGUUUUUAAAGCAUUAUUUUGAUCUUACUACUUUGAAUGUCUCAAAGAUUUAAGAGUGCUUGUGUUCAUUAAGUACAAGUCUGUCAUGGAGAAAAGUGACUGUAACUAUUUCAGCUAGUAAGUGCAACAGGAGUGGUUUGAAGCAGGUAAUGCUGAGGGCAUAUGGCAUUUCUGCUUUUAGCAGUUUGGGGCUUUUAGCCCAAAGUUCAGAUCUUUCAAAGUAGGUAGAGCUUUAUGAGGACGAACCUUGAUGAAGAGAGCACUCCGCGCUAAAAAGCCUCAUACUUGAAUUUCCAUGUCUCUCCUGCAAAUGAUCAUCCCAACCACCAUCAAGUCCUUUUCCAGUCCUUACCUGGGUUGCUUCUGUUCUUGCUCAUUGGGAAGUAACACUGUGGUGCCUGCUGAAUAAAUCCUCUUUUGCGUUUGAAUACAGCUCUGCAACAGUGCAGCAAAGAGGUGUUUUGCAUCAGGAGGAGCCAGUCCAUUAUGACCCCAUUGAGAAAGGCACUCAGACUCUAAAGUGAUAUUUUAAACACUGCUUUAAAGAAGGAUGGAAUAGUGUAGGUAAUCUUAAAUCCCUUUAGAUGCUGGGGACCCCAAGCUGUGCAGCCUCUAAUCCACUUAUGUGGAUCACAAACUCCUCAAUGUACAGUGGUCUUUCUGUCAGGAUCACCACAAGAGAGAAUGGUGAGCUCAGCGUACCCUUGUUGCACUUCCUCCGACAGAGCUCCUUGGACAGCUUGUCACACACAGGCUUGUUGUGGGUGUCUUGAGGGCUGAGUAUAAGCAUGGCCACAGCGCCUUUCUUGGAGUCAUCACCACUGCAGCUGCUCUGCCCUGGUUGAUCAGUGGUCCUUGGCACGGGACUUCUUGGCUCAGGCUGCUGGCAUCCCUCUGGUAUAGGGAUCCUAGAGAAUAAGGGAUGGAUACAUUGAAUGUGAGGAUGCACAACUGAGGGCAUCUGUCAAGAGCUGGUACUGCUUCUUUGCCAUUGCCAGGGUCCAUAUCAUUAUUCAAGAGUGUGGCUUCUUGUUCCUUGGAGCCUUUUAACACAAGCUCCUAAGCUUAGCAACUUCUGAUCAAUUAAUCAGUUUGGGUUGGGGACAUCCACCAUGAUCAAGGUUGUCAUUGAACAGACCAUAUUUCUAAAUUUGUAACAAGUAGGGAACAUGUGCAAGACCAUGCCUUUGCCCUCUUUGGUUACCCACACCUUUUGUGGGUGCCCUGGGCAGUGCCCACAUCCCGUCCAAGUUCCAGGCCCAGGGCAGCAAUCCAGAAGGGUUACCACAGGUGGCCCCAGAGCUGAGGCAGAUGCGCAUGGUUCAGGAGGUUUCCCAAGAACCUCAGACAGAAAAGGAAUCCUUUCUGCACGGGGUCAUCCAAGAUGCGUUAUUGCCUUCCUUUUCUGAAAUACUGCAUCCCCUCUGUGUCUCAUGUUGCCCUGCCCAGAUCAUGAAGAUGCGCAAGCCUGGCAUAUCUGCAUCUACAGAGCUGUGCUGGGGUGGACCAAGUUCCCAGCUGCCUGAGUGUGGAAGGGACACAGGUUUCCAGCCUGUCUCUCUGAACUGCUGGUGCCUGCUGUGCUGCUUUGCCCAGCACAGGCAUGCAAAAGUGCUAGAUGGUCUCCAGUUUGGCCUGCUGACCUCAGCAAUAGAGGGGCAAGGAGUGGGAUAGAGGCAAGGUGCCGCUGCUGCUUCUGCAGCUGCUUCCUUAGGACUACAGAGGAGAGAGGGAAAACAGCCUGCCUGUUUCUGAACAUUUAUACAGAUACAGUGCAGCUGUCUAUGGCUUGUGGCCCUCUUGCCCACCCUCCCUGUGUUCUCAAGGACACGGGUUUCUCCAGGAUCAAAGGGGUACUAACAUAAGCUUGUUUCUGCCUCAAGUCCAGUGAAGAACAGAAGGUAAGCUCUGAACAUGGUGGCCAUCCCAUGUUCUCAUACAGGUUACACUCAUACUCUGUUCAGCUGCUUACUGUGGGAAACUGUCUCUUCUGGAACUUGUUGUCCUCUGCAUUUUGGUGGCAGCAGGGACAGAUGAGUAGUGUUGGCAUUAGGAAGUGAAAACAGAAAGGAUUAAAAACAGCUUCCACAGUCCACUGAAGAGACUGGUUCAAAAACCUCCUCCUGCUUCAAAGCGUCCUCAGGGAUAAGCUUUUGAUGUGGCUGGUUGGUGUGCCAGGUCUUGCUAAGGACAGCCUUCAUCUUCUUAAGUGUGUCUUAACACUGAUCACCUUGUAAGAUUUGUAACCUCCUGAGAUGGCCAUAAAGUGUAAUACUGCCUCCAAGGAAGCUUUUGGAUUUCUCACAGCACAGGUUUACAAGUUUAAUUACCUCGGAUCUCAGCGUGAUGCCAUGCUGGGUCUUCCGAGUUCCAGAAGGUGUUGAUGCUGCUAUUGAUUGCAUGGACAAGAAGGAGCAGCGUAGCAGCCCAGUGAGGGCUAGCAGGUCAUAGCAAUUAGAAAGUCAUUUUAUGGCAUGAGAGGCACUCCAUGGUUUUGCAUGAGCACUUGAUGUUUUGAGAGCCUUUUGCUGGCUUGCUGAGUGCAUGUGUGCUGGACAACUUGUGGUGGUGAUUCACUCGUUGUCCCUUGAGUUCCUAUUAGCAGUUGGAGCAUAUCAGAUAAGUUCCUUAGGCAGACUUUCUGACUUGGUUUCAGCACCAAGAAAUGUAGUUCAUACACACCAAGAUUGCUCCUUGGUGCAACAAAAGCAUGGCAAGUGUGGACAAUUGGAAGAUCGAUUUCAAAACCACAUUUCUGUUCUGAGCUGAGACACCAGUGUGGACGCACUCUGUGUGGAAAUACUGUCUCUUUAAUUGUCUCUUAAUUGAGAGGUUCAGGACUUGGCUUUGACUCUGAAAAAUAGUGCUGCUUGGAGGUCCUAAGGAUGUCUGCUCAAUAUAAAUUAGAUCAGUCUUUUUUAAUUGGAUUAAACUGGGUAUUUUGAAUUGAUUUAGAAUAACAUUGAGAUUUUACUAGGAAUAGGAACUAUAAGUCCAGCAUAUCCUCAAAUAUUAAACAGUGGCUUUUUUAAAAAUAGAAAACAAAAACAGAAAACACAUCUACUCGUGUGGAUGGAAUGGUCUUAUGACACAAUGUUUUUGGAGUGUUUAAUGUAAACCUAUUUUGUAAAAAUAGCCAAACACAACCUCCAAAGAAUGAACCCACCAGUGGAAAAAGC
Messenger RNA from Cygnus olor (mute swan), 4732 nucleotides. RefSeq names its product dihydrofolate reductase (gene DHFR). The record is from RefSeq and is a predicted model, not a curated record. Gene Ontology annotation, cellular component: mitochondrion. Gene Ontology annotation, molecular function: dihydrofolate reductase activity; NADP binding. The transcript has 5 exons. Gene Ontology annotation, biological process: glycine biosynthetic process; dihydrofolate metabolic process; tetrahydrofolate biosynthetic process. Bases 44 to 493 code for a protein of 149 amino acids. Lineage: Eukaryota; Metazoa; Chordata; Aves; Anseriformes; Anatidae.